UUGCUUCUCGCUACAAUAAGCAAUCUUUAAAGCUUCGGUGCUCGCGGCGUCCUGGAGGGCAGAUCGAUCUCUCAACUACAUACCCAAAGGCAAGUAAUAUGGAAAUGCUCCUGCAGCUUGUCCUCGGUCUUCUACUUCUUGCGGCAAAUUAUGCCUCCGCUAUUGCCAUUCCUAGCCCUCAGUGCCAAAAGCAGUGUGGCAACGUCGAGAUACCGUAUCCAUUCGGCAUCGGCGUCAACUGCUCACUGUCAGUAGACUUCAACAUCAGCUGCCAAGUCCAAGAGGGCAUCUCCAAACCAUUCAAAGGCGAUUUUGAGGUGCUCGAUAUUUCCUUGUCUGAUAGCACGAUGCGGGUGCUCAACUACAUCGUCACAUACUGCUACAACGCUACCUCCAAUGAUAUGGAGGUCGGCGGCAAAUAUAGAAAAUUUGACGCACGAGAUACCCCGUACCGCUUCUCGGACGUCCACAACAAGUUCACAGUCAUCGGGUGCAACACCCUUGCCUACAUCUUCGACAGCGAUAAUGACACUGUCUUACAGAGCGGGUGCGUUUCAACAUGCGGUAAGCUGUCAGUGGCCGACGGCUCCUUCUCCGGCAUGGGCUACUGUCAGACGGUGAUCCCCAGAGGGAUGGACUAUUACAGCGCUGACUUUGACAUCGGCUUUAACACAAGCCAAAUCUCAAGUUUCAGCCGAUGCAGCUACGCCGUGUUGAUGGAGGCGGCAGCGUUCAACUUCAGCACCCUGUACGUCAACACGACCAAGUUCAAUGACACGUAUGCUGGGCGAGCACCCAUGGUGUUUAACUGGGCUAUAAGAAACGAGACUUCAUGUGAGGUGGCCAAACGAAACAAGACAGCAAGUUACGCAUGCCUUAGUGGCAAUAGCGAGUGUGUGGACUCCACCAACGGAGCAGGGUAUGUGUGCACUUGCUCAAAAGGAUACCAAGGCAACCCUUAUCUUCCAGAUGGAUGCCAAGAUUACAACGAAUGUAAAGACAGCUCCUCAUGCCCCUCGGGCAGCAUCUGCCACAACACAGAAGGAGGAUACCAGUGUUCGUGUCCAGCUGGAAGGAAGUUUUCUGACCAAAACAAAACAUGUAACCCUGAUACAGGCCUAAUAAUAGGAGUUACUGUCGGCUUCGUUGUUCUCCUGAUUUCCUCCUUCUUUGGAUACGUUAUCAUUCAAAAGAGAAAACUGAACAAAGUUAAGCAAGAACAUUUUCGACAGCAUGGAGGCCUGCUUUUGUUUGAGAAGAUGAAAUCAGAAAGAGGUCUCUCCUUCACGGUAUUUACCGAAGCUGAACUUAUGCAAGCCACAAACAACUACGACAAGAGCAGAAUAAUUGGAAGAGGGGGCCAUGGAACAGUCUACAAAGGAAUAGUCAAGGACAACAUGUCUAUUGCUAUUAAGCGAUGUUCGCUAAUCGACGAAAGGCAAAAGAAGGAAUUUGGUCAAGAAAUGCUAAUACUUUCCCAGAUCAAUCACAAAAACAUUGUCAAACUCGUGGGUUGUUGCCUAGAAGUGGAAGUUCCAAUGCUAGUCUAUGAGUUCAUCCCAAAUGGCACAUUGUUUGACCUUAUCCAUGGCAAGAAUCAAGCAUUACAAAUUUCUUUCAGCACCCUCCUAAGGAUUGCUCAUGAAGCUGCGGAAGGACUCCAUUUCCUACACUCGUAUGCAUCUCCUCCAAUCAUCCAUGGUGACGUGAAAAGCGCUAACAUCCUUCUUGACCAUAACUACAUGGCAAAGGUGUCGGACUUUGGAGCCUCAAUACUAGCCCCAUCCGACAAAGAGCAGUAUGUGACCAUGGUUCAAGGUACGUGUGGCUAUCUCGACCCAGAAUACAUGCAAACAUGCCAACUAACAGAAAAGAGUGAUGUCUAUAGCUUUGGAGUUAUUCUGUUGGAGGUUCUCACUGGCCAAGAGCCUCUAAAGUUGGAUGGGCCUGAGAAACAAAGAAGCUUGUCAUCAAAUUUCCUAUCAGCUAUGAAGGAGAACAAUCUAGACGUGGUGUUGCCGACUCACAUGAAGGGACAAGAGAGCAAUGAACUGAUAAGAGGGCUCGCAGAGCUAGCCAAGCAAUGCCUGGAUAUGUUUGGCAUUAAUAGGCCAUCCAUGAAGGAGGUUGCCGAUGAGCUUGGCAGAUUGAGAAAGAUUUCGUUGCAUCCUUGGGUACGACUGGAAGCAGAGACCGAAACUCAAAGCCUUCUUAGCGGUACAUCGACAGGUAGGUUUGAUAUAGAAUGUGCUACUACCAGGUAUCCUACACAAGAAGGUGAGAACCUUCCGAUGAAUCCAAGGAGUUCGUACUAUGCUAGGUGAAUUUCUACACGCUGGGCAUGUGCGUGGCCUUCUAUCCAGUGGGUAGAUUACAUUUUUUUUCAAAGUUUUCAUUUGAAUCUGUUUCCUCUGUUCUAGGGAUUGUAUAGUCCUGAUCGGCAUUUCUGUAAUAACUAUUCGUCAUGUUUCUUGUGUGGUCU
This is a messenger RNA of Panicum virgatum (switchgrass), 2482 nucleotides long. Its product is annotated as putative wall-associated receptor kinase-like 16. The record is from RefSeq and is a predicted model, not a curated record. Lineage: Eukaryota; Viridiplantae; Streptophyta; Magnoliopsida; Poales; Poaceae. Gene Ontology annotation, cellular component: plasma membrane. The transcript has 4 exons. Gene Ontology annotation, molecular function: ATP binding; calcium ion binding; polysaccharide binding. The coding region runs from base 99 to 2324 and encodes 741 amino acids. Gene Ontology annotation, biological process: protein phosphorylation; cell surface receptor signaling pathway.